Erinaceus europaeus (western European hedgehog) is the source of this 315-nucleotide messenger RNA. Its product is annotated as small ribosomal subunit protein eS27-like. The transcript has a single exon. NCBI's taxonomy places the organism in Eukaryota, Metazoa, Chordata, Mammalia, Eulipotyphla, Erinaceidae. Gene Ontology annotation, cellular component: cytosolic small ribosomal subunit; ribosome. Gene Ontology annotation, molecular function: RNA binding; structural constituent of ribosome. Bases 120 to 281 code for a protein of 53 amino acids. Gene Ontology annotation, biological process: ribosomal small subunit assembly; translation. The record is from RefSeq and is a predicted model, not a curated record.
GCUGCUCUCCGGAGAGGAUCAACAUGCCUUUGGCUCGAGAUUUGCUGUAUCCGUCCUUGGACGAGGAAAAGAAAAAGCAUAAAAAGAAAUGACUGGUUCAAAGCCCAAAUUCUUACUUUAUGGAUGUGAAAUGUCCAGGUUGCUACAAGAUCACCACGGUUUUCAGCCAUGAGCAGACGGUGGUUCUCUGUGUGGGCUGCUCCACAGUGCUGUGCCAGCCGACGGGAGGCAAGGCCAGACUCACAGAAGGGUGCUCGUUUAGAAGAAAGCAGCACUACUGACCACGCAACUCCCAGAAUUUGUGUUACACCGCAG